This is a messenger RNA of Dermacentor silvarum, 2158 nucleotides long. Its product is annotated as gastrula zinc finger protein XlCGF26.1-like. The transcript has 7 exons. Gene Ontology annotation, molecular function: RNA polymerase II cis-regulatory region sequence-specific DNA binding; DNA-binding transcription factor activity. Lineage: Eukaryota; Metazoa; Arthropoda; Arachnida; Ixodida; Ixodidae. Gene Ontology annotation, biological process: regulation of transcription by RNA polymerase II. The record is from RefSeq and is a predicted model, not a curated record. Bases 416 to 2158 code for a protein of 580 amino acids.
AUGUCUCGUUUGUUUUUUGUUCCACACGUGUCUUUCGGCGCGUGAUUUGCUGUGCCGGGUGGGUUUGCUGUCUCCAAGACCAGUGCUCCCUACUUCCCGUGGCAAAUGACAACCCAUUGAGACAUUCCAGCUGCCGAGCAACUGCGGAUGGUGCGGUCAUAUCAAGGAUACAACACCUGCUGUAACUCCUGUGCCUAUGAGACAGAUAAACGUGAUCUGAAGGACACACCACGUUCUAUACAGGCCAGCGUCCAUUUGAAUGCCAUUUGUGUCCUUGGAUCUUCUGGCGAACAUUGAAGCUGAAGAAGCACCUACAACUUACAUAGGCAAGAGGCCAGUUGAGUGCCCUUUAUGCCCUCAGAGCUUCUGACGAAAGGUUAAUCUGAAGCAACACUUGCACAUAUACACAGGCGAGAUGCCAUUUGAUUGUCCGUUAUGCCCUCAGAGCUUCUCACGAAAGAGUUCUCUAAACCGACACCUGGACACCCACACAGGCCAGAGGCCAUUUCAGUGCCCUUCAUGCCCUCAGAGCUUCUCAGUGAAGUCUACCCUGAAGAAUCAUGUGCGCAUCCACAAAGGCGAAAGGCCAUUUCAAUGCCCUGCAUGUCCUCAGAGUUUCUCAAAUAGGUCCACACUGAAAAAUCAUGUGCGCACCCACACAGGUGAGAGGCCAUUUCAGUGUCCUUCGUGCCCUCAGAGGUUCUCGCACAAGUUUGUACUUAAGAAUCACGUGCGCAUCCACACAGGUGAGAGGCCAUUUCAAUGCCCUUCGUGCCCUCAUAGCUUCUCACAAAAGAGUCAUCUGGACAAACACCUGCGCACCCACACAGGCGAGAGGCCAUUUCGCUGUGCUUUGUGCCCUCAGGGUUUCUCACACAAAUAUGCAUUGAAGAAUCAUGUGCGCACCCACACAGGCCAGAGGCCAUUUCAGUGCCCUUCAUGCCCUCAGAGCUUCUCAGUGAAGUCUACCCUGAAGAAUCAUGUGCGCAUCCACAAAGGCGAGAGGCCAUUUCAAUGCCCUGCAUGUCCUCAGAGCUUCUUGGACAAGUCCACACUAAGAAGGCAUGUGCACAUCCACACAGGCGAGAAGCCAUUUCAUUGCCCUCAAUGUCCUCAGAGCUUCUCACGCAUGUCUAUACUGAAGGAUCACCUGCGCACCCACACAGGUGAGAGGCCAUUUCAGUGUCCUUCGUGCCCUCAGAGGUUCUCGCACAAGUUUGUACUUAAGAAUCACGUGCGCAUCCACACAGGUGAGAGGCCAUUUCAAUGCCCUUCGUGCCCUCAUAGCUUCUCACAAAAGAGUCAUCUGGACAAACACCUGCGCACCCACACAGGCGAGAGGCCAUUUCGCUGUGCUUUGUGCCCUCAGGGUUUCUCACACAAAUAUGCAUUGAAGAAUCAUGUGCGCACCCACACAGGUGAGAGGCCAUUUCAAUGCCCUUCAUGCCCUCAGAGCUUCUCACGUAAGUCUAUACUGAAGAAUCACCUGCGCACCCACACAGGCGAGAGGCCAUUCAGUGCCCUGCAUGCCCUCAUAGCUGCUCACGAAAAAGUAAUCUGCACCAACACCUGCGUACCCACACAGGGAAGCACGGUCACGAAGCAUGACGAUAAUUUAGAAACGGUUCUCCAGUGCAUCUCCAAUGCCGGGCUGAAGUUGUUUGACAAGUGUGAAGAUGACAAGUGUGUGUUUGGCGUCGACCAGUUGACUUUUCUAGGGCUUGUACUUCCAGUGGUGGUAACAACAGAUGCUUCUGACACAGGCCUGGGUGCUGUCUUACAGCAGCCAGCUGGAGAAGAGCUGCAGACGAUCGCUUUUGCAUCCAGGCCACUUACCGCUGCAGAAAAGAAGUACUCUGCCGGGGAGAAAGAGGCACUGGCUUGCUUGUUUACCUGGGAACACUGGUGGACGUACCUUCAGCCCAGUGACACUCCAGCCCACUCCAGGAUGCAGUGUGUCAGAAUCCACCCGCAGAAGCCGCCAGCCAAAGGGUAUGUGAUGCGUUCUUACCGCCACCAGCUCCUGAUCUCGAGGAUGCCCUUGGUGAAGGCCACCCUAGGGAUGUUGCUACUGGGCAAGAACCAUCGUCAAGAGUCCGAAGAAGGCCAGAACGUUUCCAAGACUGUGACAUGUGACUGUGUUGUGUUCAAAGUGUAG